AUGCGCUUUGCCAAGAAGCACAUCAAGAAGGGCCUGAAGAAGAUGCAGACCAACAACGCCAAGGCCAUGAGUGCACGCGCUAAGGCUAUCAAGGCCCUCGUGAAGUCAAAGGAGGUAAAGCCCAAGAUCCCAAAGGGUGGUAGCUGCAAGCUCAGUCAAUUUGCCUAUAUCACUCACCCUAAGCUUGGGAAACAUGCUCGUGCCUAUACCGCCAAGGGUCUCAGGAGGCUCUGCCAGGCAAAGUCCAAGGCCAAAGCUCAAACCAAGGCCCAGAAUGCAGCUGCAACUCUGCCUCCAGCUCAGGCUCAGGCUCUGGCUCCCAAAGGUGGCCAGGCCCUCAUGAAGGCUGCAGAGUAG
Pteropus alecto (black flying fox) is the source of this 357-nucleotide messenger RNA. Its product is annotated as 60S ribosomal protein L29-like. The record is from RefSeq and is a predicted model, not a curated record. The transcript has a single exon. Lineage: Eukaryota; Metazoa; Chordata; Mammalia; Chiroptera; Pteropodidae. Bases 1 to 357 code for a protein of 118 amino acids.